GGGGAGUGGGGACCGGGAUGCGGAGAGGGAUGCCCUGGAUGCGGAGAGGGAUGCCCUGGGAUGCAGGCGCUGAGAGCGCACGGGCUCGGGGUGGGGGGCAGGCAGCGCACGAGACACGUAAGGUCCGGGUGGCGGAAUAUCAGUCCGGUCUGUCUGCACACAGCCCUGUCCCGGGAACUCAGAGCACCGAGCAGGGCCCCCUGACCUCAGAGCCCUCCGGAAUUAUUCUCUCAGGUUUUGGCCCUCGGGGGGCCCGAGACCCAGAAGGAGGUCUCUUCCCUGAGAGAAGCAGGCGAUUUGGUCAUGCUGACCCAGCGAGCCUUGAUAAGCAUGAAGCUUUUACCUCUGGUGUUGCUGGCCUGGUGUGCGACCAUCUCCCCAGCGCAGGCAGGCAAGAGCUCUGAAGACAUCCGGUGCAAAUGUAUCUGCCCACCAUACCGUAACAUCAGUGGACACAUUUACAACCAGAAUGUGUCACAGAAAGACUGCAAUUGUUUACAUGUGGUUGAACCAAUGCCUGUACCAGGCCAUGACGUGGAGGCUUACUGCCUGCUGUGUGAGUGUAAAUAUGAGGAAAGAAGCACAACCACUAUCAAGGUCAUCAUCGUCAUUUAUCUGUCUGUGGUGGGUGCCCUGCUCCUGUACAUGGCCUUCCUCAUGCUGGUAGAUCCUUUGAUCAGAAAGCCAGAUGCCUACACUCAGCCACUUCACAAUGAGGAGGAGAAUGAGGAUGCCCGUUCAUUGGCUGCAUCAGCCACCCCCCUGACAGGACCCCGAGCUAACACAGUGCUGGAACGGGUAGAAGGAGCCCAGCAGCGAUGGAAGCUGCAGGUGCAAGAACAGAGGAAGACGGUGUUCGAUCGUCAUAAGAUGCUCAGCUAGAUGGCCGAGUUGGUUGGGCCAUGGAGAAGAGGAAGCAAUGAGGGCUGGGGGACGGGGGCCUGUUUCUCCCCUUCCUCCCUCUCUUUUCUCUCUCAAUCCUUCCUGUUACAAGCCGAUGGCAUUGUCCUUCUUUCCUAUCCACCCUGUCUUCUCCCUCAGACAUGAUGUUCUAAGCCAGUGAUUUAGGGAGGGUUAGCCCCGUUCCUCAGUGCAUCUCAGGGCUUUGGAUUUGGGGGGAGGUAAUAGACUCAAAGGGAACAAAAAGUCAUCAGGAUUGGGUAGGAAAUAUCUUCCCUCCUCUUAUGCCUUCCCCAACUUCUCUCCAAAUCCUGGAGAGUUUCAUGAAGCGAGGGCAUGUGGAAUAUCUUGGCUUGGAGGGUCAGUAAGCAAAUCCUGCCCAGCAUGUCCUUGCUCCUAUCUCCUCUGCCAUGCUGUAGAUUCAGUGAGACUAUUCCCCACCCUCACAGACACAGUCAUCACACACCACAACUUCUGUUCCAUCCUGACCCGAAUCCUAAAGUCAUUUCCACUGGAAAACCAACAUCCUGACUUCUUAGCCAAGGCCCAAGGUUCUACGGUCAAGGGAUAGCCUUCCCGAUGUCUUCCUCUCUGUGUUCAUUUCUUCUCUAGCUAUAACCCCAUACCUCCAUCUAUUUCUUAUUUUACUACUGAAUGUCCUAAUGCUGCGGGACAAACGUCUCCCAUCCUGACCAACUUAAAACUGAGACCAUCCCAACCACCUCUACUCCCAGCUGCUAAUUCAAAGGAAAAUGGCUGUAUCCUCUGACAUCCUAGGGGGAGAACCAGAUUUACUCCUGAGCAUCCAGGUGUCCCAAAGAUUAUUCCCUCAAUGUAUGGAGAGAAGUCAGUUUGCAGUCCUGCCUGUAAAGCCAAGGAAAUAAUGAUUAAAUCAUGUUUUAUCUCCCUCUCCAUCCCCAGCCUUCAGCAUCUCAGGAGCCUUUAAGAACCAGGAGAUAUGGGGGGCAUAUUAUUAUUCUCUAUUACUCUGAGUGGGAAAACAGAUCUGGAGAAUGGAUCUGCCAGUAGUUCUUGGGGCUAGAGUAAACAGCAGAAUCCAGAUAACUUGUCUUCCAAACCAAGCUCUGUUGCUAGCAAACCUUUCAGAUGGAGCCACUUCCCCAAGGGGAAGAGAAUCCCAAUCAUGGGGAUCCCUGGAUUCCAAAGCUGUGGUUUUGUGAAUCACCACCCUGAGACCAGAACUUUAAGCCCUUGAGAUUUCCCUUCCUCCCUCAUUUUUGCUUAUCCUGUUUGGUGCUUUGCUCAGGUCAACACCUGGUGCUGUUCUGAUAGUGGACAAAUUGAGUGAAUAUCAAUGACAAUGAAUACCUGGGAAGAUCUUUUGACACUAAAAAUAACAAGGGAAGGUUAGAAAAUUGGGGAAGACUGUCUGAGAAAUGGGGAUUACUUAGCACAAGCAAAUGGCCCCAGUUUCUAAGGCCUCUCAGGAAGGCCUGAAUACUGGAUCAGCCAUUGAGCACAGUGGAGAGAUAAUAGUGGAAAGGGACAGAAAUAAGAAAAAACCCGGCUAGAAAGAAAAGGAAAAAAAAAAAACAGGCAGAAACAGCAAGUCAUUGAAAUCUCUGUCUUAGGAAUAUACAGUUAAAUGUAUUGAAAACUCCCAUAUAUGGAACCUCAAUGUAGGCCAUGGGGGAUUUCUAAAAGAACAAAACUUUUCAGAACCAAGAUCCAAAAUUACAAAGUUUGAAAUAUUACAAGUAAAUAUGAUGAGUAGUACAAAGAGUGGAAAGGGGAAAAGAAUGAAAUAAUGAGACCCCGCUAUAGAUAGUCAAGGGCUUCCUAGGAAAGGGGAUUUUAGAAUGGGGUUCUGAAGGACUGAAAAACAUUGUUGGAAAGAACCUUGGAGUGGGGUGAAGGUAUUUAAGGCAGAAAAAAUAGUCACAAGGGUAUAGAAAUUAAUAGAAAUGGGCUAAAUGUGGGAUACUAAACAAGUGAAGUAAGUGCAAGAGGUUAAAGGGACAUGAGAAUUAUGUAAAAGUUCUGUAGCAUCACUCCCACAUCUGAUGGGAAUGAAUGGAUAGCAAGAGAAUCAAGUUGCAAUUACUAAGUAUUUAUUGUGUGAAUAAAUUGGCAGCAGGAUAGUUGAGUGGAUAGAGCACUAGAAUUGGAACCUAGAGAAAGACAUAAAUUUGACUUAACUGUUUUCACCUAGGUAGAUAAUGAAAUCUCUUGACCUGCUCCCUUAUCUAUAAAAUGGGGAUGAUAAUAAUAGCAUGUAAUAAGAGCGUUUUAAAUUUCAAUGAGAUAACCUGUAAAGUGCUCUGUACGCCUUAGAGUAUGAGUAUCCCAAAAGUCUUAGUAUUUAACCCCACACUUAGUAUCCCAAAAUCACAGCAUGGCUCUAAGAACUGAGGUUUUUGGGACACUGUGUCAAUACUCUUGCUAUGAAUCAGGCACAUAAAAAAACAAAUAAUCCCUUUGCUCAAGUAGCUUACAUUCUUUUGGGAGAGAAAGCAUAUGUAGACAAAUGGAUGUAUCCAAAUUGCAUCCAGAGUGGUUAGAUGGUACCCUUAAAGAAGGAAGCACCAGUUGCUAAGAGAACUGAGAAAGAAGGAAGAAAAUGAAAAGGUUUGGAAGGAUUGUAAAUGCCUAAUGCAGCAUUUGCUAUGAGAUCUUGACAGUGCGAUUCACUAUAAUUAAUCUGAUGAAAAGAGGUUGAUUUGGCCAGUUAUGUGCCUAUAGGAAAAUCACUUUAUCAUCUGGAUGGAGCACAGACUAGAGAAUGAAGAAAACUUGAUGCAGGGAGAUCAAUUAGGUUAUUGCAAUAGGAAGAAGAGAACAAGAAUCUUAUUCACCUACUAUGUGCUACGCAUUGUGUGUGCUAAGUACUUUAAUAUCUCGUGAUCAUUAAAAUAAUGGGAGGUAGGUUCUAUGUAUGACUCAUUUUGCAUUUGAGGAAACUGAGGCAGACAGAGGUUAAAUGAAUUGUUUAGGCUCACACAGCUGGUAAGUGUCUGAGACUAAAUUUGAAUUCCAUCUUCCUGACAAGAACAGCGUUCUUAACCCCUUAGCUGCCUUUAGAACCUUGAGCUAGGAUGAUCCUUCUGUGGGUGGAGAUAGAAAGGACAAGGUUUGACCAGAAAUGGGGCAAGUGAGAGAAGAGGAAUUGAGGAUGCCAUUGAGUUUAAGAACCUUCCUAACUAGUAGAGAAACAAAGCAGUCUAUUUCUAUUGUUAUAAGAGAAGGCAUCUCCUGGGAGUGGGAUGAGAGUUUUGUGGGAAACAAUUAACUAUUGGCUUCUCUGGAGGCAGAGGGAUGGAAGAUGGAUAAAAUGCCUUUUCAUUAUCCUCACUUCUAGGAAUCUCUUGCUAUGGUACAUCCCCUACCUCUCGAAAAAUGAAAAAAUCUUGUACUACAUCCCUAAAAAGUUCUAGGUAUAAAAUUCUCAAGAACUUUUUUAUUAGCCCUAUGGAUGGUCUGAGUUCAGUAGUAGAUCUACUCUGAAGAGUAUCUGAUUUUAUGCUAUCCCAAUAUAUGAAAAAUGAAUUUACAGAAAAUAUUUUAGUGGGUGAUUGAUUAUUCACUUAAUAAGAGGGCAAACUGGAAUUCCUUAAGGUAACCAUUUCCUUGUUUAUUUAAAAUAUGUCACUUUACCAAAAGAACUCACAUACUGCUUUUGCAGCAGCAUAUCUACUGUCUGAAAUAAACCAAACAUUCUGUCUUCUAAAAUGAAGAAAAGUCCAGAGUUUUAGGAGGACAAAUAUAACCCCUGUGGGUGUCCUGAGAGGGGAGGAAAGUCUUGCAAGAAAAAACUUGAGAGAUGGUAUAUGAAUGCUUUGUUUUAUUGAACUCAAAAAUAAUGUAAUAUGCACAUGAGGCUGGAAUAACCAAUGGAGUAUUUAGGGUUUUGUUUUUUUUUUUUAGGCAGUAGGACCAAGGUUCAAAUCCCUCUGACAUUUAUUAGCUGUGUGAUGGUGGGCUUCAUCUCCAUGUACCUCAGACAACUUUCUAGGACAUGGUACUAAAUCACAGAUGGGUUGUGAUUUGCUUGGUGAUGAAAAUGUGCACCGCACUAGGAUUCUGUACAUUGAAGAAAUUACAGCCCCUUUGAGCAUUUGCAUGAUGUGAUAGUAGAUGUACUUUGUGGGGGCAUUUUUUUUUAUGCUGAGGCAAUAGAGGUUAAGUGACUUGCCCAGGGUCACACAGCUAGGAAGUAUUAAGUAUCUGAAUUCAGAUUUGAACUCAAGUCCUCCUGACUUCAGGGCUGGUCCUCUAUCCACUGCACCACCUAGCUGUUCCUUUGUGGGGACUUUUGAUGUCAUCAUGCAUAAGAGUUAAACAUGAGUUCCACCAAAGUCCCAGGUUCUGUUCAAAGCAGAGAGGUUGGGCCUAAGUUGGACAAAAUUUUAAAGUCAACAAAAGUCAUCCCCAACCUUCCUAGGUUGGUAAAAUGCUUUAUUUAGCAUACUCUCCUUUCUAAAGUGUGAAGUGGGGGGAUUCUGAAAGAAAGAUGGGUUUAGGGAGAAAGGAAAGCGUUUUUCAGUGGUCUUCCUCAUGGCACUUUUAUAUCCUGGGAAAUGGAUUAAGCCUAAUGAUGGAACACAAUAUAUAUAUAUAUAUAUAUAUAUAUAUAUAUAUAUAUAUAUAUCCAGCUGCUUGCCUGGGAAUGGGGUUCCUUGAUUCUGAACCAGAUACUACACCUUGGAAGGUACUGUAGGUGAUUGUAUAAGCUCUGGGAAAAACAAUCUGGAUUUGCUAAAUCUUGUUCUCUACCCUUUCUGCCAACUCUCACUUAUCUUUACACACAGUGACCUUCAGAACCCUUGAGGUGAGAGAAGAGCUUGAUUUGGGGAAGUGCAGGACAGGAGGUUCUAGUCCUACCUUGAGUCACUAUGUUUGAAGGAUCUUCAGAGGACAAUUUACCCAAUCCAUACCUAAACAUCUCUCCAAAAUGGUCAUCCAGAUUGUCCCCAAAGCUUAAAAAAAAAAAAAAGUUUUCUGAUCCAACAACUUCAUUCUGUACAUGAGGAAACUGAGGCCCAGGGAAUGUUUUGGGUUUUUUUUUUGUUUUGUUUGUUUGUUUUUUUGCCUAGGACCCCAUAGAGAGCAUCUGGGAAAGGAAAUAAACUUAACCGAUGGGUACCUACCUCACUGAAACAACCUACUUCACUCUGGGAUCAUUGUGGGUUAUGUUGGGCGAUUUUGAUCUGCCUCUACAAUUUCCAUCCAUGCUCCUAGUCCAUUCCCUUGGGGCUAAGUAGAAAAAUCUAAUCAUCCUUCUGCAUGGUAAAUAUUUUCAGCUAUCAUGACUCCCUCUCCAAAUAUUAUUUUCUCAUGGCCAAUCAUCCUUCAAGUCUUCUUAUGUUAGUGUCCAUACCUUGCCCAUUCUAUUUCCCCUUCAGAUUCACUUCAGUUUGUCAAUGACCUCCCUAAAUUGGGGUGCUUAGAAAUGAACACAAUCAGACAAAGUCAGUUCAAAGACAGAUAUAGACAGUAUUUAAUGAGGAGCUACAUCAUGUCUGUAAUACAAGUCACUUGGAACAAAAUCCACUUGAAAAGUGCAAAAGAUUACCAAUUAUCCCCAUGUAUGUAGGGAAAAGGAAGGAUGGGUAACUCAAAAGAGCAAAUGAAUCAGAUAUCCAUUAUCUUGGCUUUGGAAUGCCAUCAGGGGUACACACCCCAAAAGCCACACACUUGGACGUUAAAAUAAUCUCUCCCUCGGUACGGUUUACCCAAUUCCUUACCUUUAGACAUGGUCUAUUGUCAAUAACCUAACUCUGGUUGAGUUGGGGCAGUGCCAAGACAAGAAGGUCCAGGUGAGGUUUGAAAAUUGCACUCCCUUGGUAUCCUCUGGUGGCUUUAAACCUUCACUAUAAAACCCAGCUUUAUCACAAAAUAAAUGUCUGCAUGCCAUGGAGAAGAGAAUGGGGGGAGGGGGAAAGGCAUGCAAAAUACAGGGUGUCCCCAAAAGUCUUAGUGCAGUUCUAAGCUUUAUGUUCAUUCAUAAAAAGAUAUCCAAGUAUUUCUUGUUGCAUCACCCUAUACAUUGUGACCUAUACCCUUGCUUACUUUGGAUAACUCACAUCUCUAGCUGGGCGACUCCAGUUUAUCAAUUCAUGACUAUUCAGGAGUUAACUAUGUUACUGAUCAUCAGCUAAUAAAUGCAAUAAUGAUAACCCA
Messenger RNA from Sarcophilus harrisii (Tasmanian devil), 7041 nucleotides. RefSeq names its product transmembrane protein 9 (gene TMEM9). The record is from RefSeq and is a predicted model, not a curated record. The transcript has 6 exons. NCBI's taxonomy places the organism in Eukaryota, Metazoa, Chordata, Mammalia, Dasyuromorphia, Dasyuridae. Gene Ontology annotation, cellular component: lysosomal membrane. Bases 304 to 882 code for a protein of 192 amino acids.